AUGAGUGAAGAUCGCUCCGAUUCUAUCUUAAGCGUGUUAGGAAAACUUGGUAUAGUUCCUAUCUACGGUUGGAAAGCCCGUUUCGACUGCAAAAAUAAAGUAAAAUGCCGUCCAUUUACUGUCCCUCGACCCUCUCAAAUGAAAGAUGUCUUGGGAAUGUCCUUCAGGUACACUUUUCGGUUUUACAUACAAAAGCGUUUUGUUGAGCAACGAUUGCCAUUUAUCGAUCCGGUUACUCAUGUCCCCUGGAGGCCCAUCUAUGGCGUACCAAUGGGUGGUAUUGGCAGUGGAUCUAUUGGGCGUGGAUUUCGUGGAGAGUUUUGCCGUUCUAGCUUGAUACCAGGAAUGUACUGUUACGAAGUACAACCUGCUGACCAAUUCAUUGCAACAAUAAGAAAAAACGGUGUGGUUGUUUAUCACCAAGUCCUGUCACCCUUAACUAAACCCCCAACAAAUGGAAAUGGAUUAAGAAAAUGGACAUGGGGUUUUCCUGCGAAAAAUGGUAAUUAUGUUGGUUUGUAUCCUCGAUCAUGGACCAUAUAUGAAAUUCCUGAACAUCAUCUUGUAUUAGUGUGCCAGCAAAUAUCUCCAGUGAUACCACAUGAUUACGAGGUGGCAUGUUUUCCACUUACUGUGUUUUAUUGGAAGAUUUUAAGUUGGAACAAAGAAGAUUUAGUUGUUACUAUCACCUUUACAUGGCGUGGUCCUAGUCCUAACAAACGGAGCAAAACAAGCGAUCUUACAAAACUUGUGUCAGUGGGUGAAAACAUCGACGAUCACAAUUCUAAAAAUUCAAAGACUAAUACUAAUACUGCAAGUUCUACUACUACUAGUACAUCGUCUUCAAUCGAGAAUCCUUUCUGCGUUUAUCCCCAGCGAUCUUCACCUUUUGCUACCGGUAGUAAUUUAAUGGGAUGUCUUCUGGAAAGAAUUGUUGGGAAUGAAUUACCCUGUUGUUUUGGUAUCGCAGCUAAAUCAACGGAUAAGGUUAAAGUCAGUAGAUGUCCUGGAUUUUGCUUUAAUGCUGAACAAAAGCAAAGUGCCAAUCACACAGAAGUCAACGGAAAUGAUCAUUCAGAUGUCAUAACUUAUCAUUCAUACAAUAAAGCACCAUCUGCUUCAACAUUUUGGAAUGACCUCCAAUCUGGUUGUAUGCCAGCCGAUGAUCCUACAACCGGUUAUACAGUGUCAUUCAGUGCUGAAGCAAAAAAGUCACCGAAACUUGCCAUUGCUGUAAGCGCCACAACUACUGCCCCAAUGUGCAAUACUAACGAAACAUGUGAUCCUAGUCAAAGUGAACUAGAAUUUGCUGUCACUUGGCACUCACCUGUAGUGAAAUUUCGAACAGGUGAUGUCAUUUAUACCCGUCGAUAUGUUCGUUGGUUUCCUGUUGAUGGAAUAUCUGGAGCUAAAUUAUUAUUAAAUUAUGCAAUAGAAAACUGGAGACAAUGGGUUCGAAAAAUUGAAGAAUGGCAAAAUCCUAUUCUUAAUAACAAAUCACUUCCAAAUUGGUAUAAAUCUGCUCUAUUCAAUGAGUCCUACUAUCUCAGUGAUGGAGGUACUGUAUGGCUUGAUCCUAAACAAGUUGAUUGUUUUCAGUCAGAUUUAAUCAAUUGUAUCCCACUUGAUCUAGUUAGAGGCUAUAAAAAUUGUGUUGAUCUGGAUCCCUAUGAAUUAACUGGUCGUAAGAUAAAGACGCCCACUUCAGUUACCGAAGAGAUUAAAGUUGACUCUUGGGAUCAUCGUGCAAGGUUGGCACGUGAAAUCGGUUUAUUUGGAUAUCUUGAAGGUCAUGAAUAUCGAAUGUACAAUACAUAUGAUGUGCAUUAUGAUGCAUCAUGGGCUCUUAUUAAACUAUGGCCUAAAUUACAAUUAGCUGUAAAUUAUGAUUGUGCUGAUUUAGCAAUAGCUGAAGACUCAACAGCUGUCUACUUUAUUCAUCGUGGACAAACGCUAUUUCGAAGCUCAGAAUGCUCUGUUGUACAUGAUUACGGUGAUCCAGAAGAUGAACCUUGGCGUUGUCCAAAUGCCUAUAUUAUGUUUCCUACAGAUGCAUGGAAAGAUUUAAAUUCAAAAUUUAUUCUACAAGUAUGGCGAGAUUGGCGGCUGACUCAAGACUAUCAAUACUUGCUGUAUAUGCUUCCUAUAGUUUCUAGAAUCUUAAGAAAAUCUUUGGGUGCUUGGGAUACUGACAAUGAUGGAAUAAUUGAGAAUUCAGGCUUUCCUGAUCAAACCUACGACACAUGGACAGCGAAAGGUUUAAGCGCUUAUACCGGUGGUCUUUGGCUGGCUUGUCUGUAUGCUACUUUUGAUAUGUUGUCUUGUGCAUUGCAUACAGAUUCACCUGUAUAUGACCAGAUGAUUAGUAAUACAGACGAUACUCAUCGUUUGUGGAGUGAAGUAAAAGAUGAAAUCCAAAAGUUGUUUAUAAAAGCCCGCGUUACAUAUGAUUCAAAAUUAUGGACAGGUUUGUGUUACGCGUAUCAAACAAAUAAUGAAUCUAGUAAAGAAGUCGUUAUGGCCGGUCAAUUGAGUGGUUAUUGGUUUACGCGGGUAACUGGAGUACCACCAAAUUUAAUUUUACCUAGAAAUCAUGUAAUAAAAUGUCUAGAAACAAUAUCUAAUUGUAAUUGGCAUGGUGUAAAAAAUGGUGAUUUAGGAGCUAUAAACGGUUGUUUUCCAGGCUCAAAACUUGAUGUUAGCAACGUUCAAGCUGAAGAAUUUUGGGUUGGUGUUAAUUAUUCACUUGCCUCUCUCAUGAUAGCUGAGGGGAUGAUUGAUGAAGGAUUUGCUAUUGCUGAGAAAUGUUAUAAUACAGUCUAUAACCUUUAUGGAUUGCAUUUUCAAACGCCUGAAGCCUACAUGACUGAUGGACGUUUUCGUUGUCCAGGAUAUAUGCGCCCACUAGCUAUUUGGAGUAUUCAGCAGACAUUGGAACUUUCCGGUAUACAUCCAUACUCAAACAUUACAAAUAGUAGUAUGAAAUUCACUGAUAUUUAG
This is a messenger RNA of Trichobilharzia regenti, 3000 nucleotides long. NCBI's taxonomy places the organism in Eukaryota, Metazoa, Platyhelminthes, Trematoda, Strigeidida, Schistosomatidae. The record is from the annotation of a GenBank genome assembly.